CUUCUUCUUCUUCUUCUUCUUCUUCUUCUUCUUCUUCUUCUUCUUCUUCUUGUACUCUUGUGUUGACCACGUUUCGUGAGAUAAUGGAGAGGCUUCCAGAGACAGAAGAAGAUACAUCUUGUGCAGUGUGCUUGAACCAGAUGAAGAUGGAAGAUGAGGUUAGGGAACUAAUGAACUGCUACCAUGUCUUCCACAGAGAAUGCAUCGACAAAUGGUUGGACAAUGAUGACAACAACCAGAACCCUACUUGCCCUCUUUGUAGAGCACCUUUGCUCACUCUUAAUCAUUGCAGUUAUUCUUCAUCAGAGAGCUCUUUUGGUUGUGUGCCACCAUCUACUCAACCUAGUUGGGCUGUGGAGAGACUUCUCUACCUCUUCGGAGAUGAUCUUCUUCCUUGCUAGCUAUAUAUGUAAUAAGAAUUGUGCAGAGGUGAUUAAUGUAGAUCUAUUAGUUAGUUAGUUAGAGGAAUUCAUUAUUUAUUGCGUUUGAUCAUCAAUGUUUGGAGCUGCAAUCAAUUAGAUGAUACGAGUAGAACUAGGCACAUUAUUUAGGAUUUUAAUUUGUUUGUAUAUAGAUUUUUUUUCCCCAUAUCUGCCAAAUGAUGAUAUGAUAUAUAAUUCCAUUCUUGAAUUAAUAAUGGCCAUCUGUUUAUUCUGCAAAUAAAUGUUGAAAUAUAUACAUCUUUAUUUU
Molecule: messenger RNA, 690 nt
Organism: Arachis duranensis
Lineage: Eukaryota; Viridiplantae; Streptophyta; Magnoliopsida; Fabales; Fabaceae
Product: brassinosteroid-responsive RING protein 1
Biological process (GO): protein ubiquitination
Molecular function (GO): zinc ion binding; ubiquitin protein ligase activity
Source: RefSeq, a predicted model, not a curated record